Molecule: messenger RNA, 810 nt
Organism: Durotheca rogersii
Lineage: Eukaryota; Fungi; Ascomycota; Sordariomycetes; Xylariales; Xylariaceae
Product: alcohol dehydrogenase-like protein
Exons: 5
Coding region: 1-810 (269 amino acids)
Molecular function (GO): oxidoreductase activity, acting on NAD(P)H
Source: RefSeq, a predicted model, not a curated record
AUGGCUCAACCGCCUCGCCAUGUCACAAUUUCACCUAUGCUCUUGCCCGUGCCAGGCAACGCAUUUUCACGGAGUCGUAGAGCUAUAUCAAGGGGAAAACCCCGAUUUGGGGAGCGAGCCAUCGAAGGAGUUGGUUCCAACGUGGUCGAAUUCGAACCCGGGGAUCGCGUCGCCGCAUUCCACGAGAUCAUGAGUCCCUACGGCUCGUAUACCAAGUACCCUAUUGCUUGGCAGCAGGGCGCUGCUACCCCGUUGGCUUCUAUGACAUCCGCGGCCGGCUUUUACGCUUGUCUCGGCCUCCCACGACCACGGACUCCGGCGACGGAAACCACGCCCCUCAUCAUCUACGGCGUGGGAUCGGCUGUGGGAACUUACGUCGUCCAGCUAGCUCGGCGUCGCAAUAUUCACCCUUUGGUAUGCUUCGCCGGUAAAUCGCGAUCACACGCCGAGACGUUGAUCGACACCAUCAAAGGAGACGUCGCCGAGAGGCACAGGUUGCCCCACGCAUUCGAUGUUGAGUUGGAACACAACAGUUACGUCAAUCCGAGCAAGGUUCACGCUGAGGACUUGAGGAUAACCCUGGUGUUGCCGUCCAAAGACUACGCGUUCUCAGCUGACACCGCGCGGUCGCUGACGCUUGUGGGCUUCGUGCGUUCAAAUGCUAAAGAUUUCGGCUUCGUCUACUUCUGGUACAUCGCCCUUGUGCCAGGAGGACUCCGGUGCAUCCAAGAGGCCUUGGAGAACUUGAAGGUUGGCAAAGCUAGUGCUAUAAAAUACGUAUUCGGAAUUGCUUACACUCAGCGAACCUAG